Messenger RNA from Penaeus chinensis, 5226 nucleotides. RefSeq lists its product as uncharacterized. Gene Ontology annotation, biological process: proteolysis. NCBI's taxonomy places the organism in Eukaryota, Metazoa, Arthropoda, Malacostraca, Decapoda, Penaeidae. Gene Ontology annotation, molecular function: metalloendopeptidase activity; zinc ion binding. The transcript is spliced from 16 exons. The record is from RefSeq and is a predicted model, not a curated record. Bases 1 to 4989 code for a protein of 1662 amino acids.
AUGAAUGGUCGCCUCUCGGGCAGUGCCGAAAAGGACAAUCGAGACCCUCAAUCGCACCUGCUUUCCCCACUUUCAGGGAAAAUCGAGAUAUCUAUCAAUCGCACCUGGAAAAUCGAGACCCUCAAUCGCACCUGUUUUCCCCACUUUCAGGGAAAAUCGAGAUAUCAAUCGCACCUGUUUUCCCCACUUUCAGAGAAAAUCGAGACCCUCAAUCGCACCUGUUUUCCCCACUUUCAGGGAAAAUCGAGACCCUCAAUCGCACCUGUUUUCCCCACUUUCAGGGAAAAUCGAGACCCUCAAUCGGAAAAUCGAGACCCUCAAUCACACCUGUUUUCUCCACUUGCAGGGAAAAUCGAGACCCUCAAUCACACCUGUUUUCUCCACUUGCAGGGAAAAUCGAGACCUGUCCCUGUUGUGAGUGGCGUCGUCGGCCGGGACACAGCUCUGCCAGCGGAGAGUGUUGACACCAAAAGCACACAGGAAGGAAUCACGCCCUGGGGAAGUGCCUCUCAGACCUUCUGGGGAGCUGAUACCAUCUAUCCCUCGGGAGGUGAUGAAGACUAUCCCUGGGGAGGCGAUGAUGACUAUUCCUGGGGAGGUGAUGAAGACUAUCCCUGGGGAGGUGAUGGCGACUCUCAGUGGGAUGGUGGAGAUGACAGUUCGUUUGUAGAUCUAAAUCGCCAAGAUUUUUUUUUUAUAAGGGAAGAUGACACUCAAGCCCCGUGGGGAGGUGGCAAUCAUGCCGCACAGGGAGGUAAAAAUCAGGACCCCUGGGGAGGUGACACGCAAGCUCCGUUUGGAGGUGACACACACGCCCCCUGGGGAGGGGACAUACAUGCCCCCUGGGGAAGUGACACUCAAGCCCCUUGGGGAGGGGAUGCUCAAGCCCCUUGGGGAGGUGACACUCAAGCCCCUUGGGGAGGUGACACUCAAGACCCUUGGGGAGGGGACACUCAAGCCCCUUGGGGAGGUGACACUCAAGCCCCUUGGGGAGGUGACACUCAAGCCCCUUGGGGAGGUGACACUCAAGCCCCUUGGGGAGGUGACACUCAAGCCCCUUGGGGAGGUGACACUCAAGCCCCUUGGGGAGGGGACACUCAAGCCCCUUGGGGAGGGGACACUCAAGCACCUUGGGGAGGUGACACUCAAGCCCCUUGGGGAGGGGACGCACACGCCCCCUGGGGAGGAGACGCACACGCCCCCUGGGGAGGAGACGCACACGCCCCCUGGGGAGGAGACGCACACGCCCCCUGGGGAGGAGACGCACACGCCCCCUGGGGAGGAGACGCACACGCCCCCUGGGGAGGAGACGCUCAAGCCCCCUGGGGAGGAGACGCUCAAGCCCCCUGGGGAGGGGAUGCUCAAGCCCCUUUGGGAGGAAACGCUCAAGCCCCUUUGGGAGGAGACGCACAAGCCCCUUUGGGAGGAGACGCACAAGCCCCCUGGGGAGGGGACGCUCAAGCCCCCUGGGGAGGGGACGCUCAAGCCCCUUGGGGAGGGGACGCUCAAGCCCCUUGGGGAGGGGACGCUCAAGCCCCUUGGGGAGGGGACGCUCAAGCCCCUUGGGGAGGGGACGCUCAAGCCCCUUGGGGAGGGGACGCUCAAGCCCCUUGGGGAGGGGACGCACAAGCCCCUUGGGGAGGGGACGCUCAAGCCCCUUGGGGAGGGGAUGCUCAAGCCCCUUGGGGAGGGGACGCUCAAGCCCCUUGGGGAGGGGACGCUCAAGCCCCUUUGGGAGGGGACACUCAAGCCCCUUGGGGAGGGGACACUCAAGCCCCUUUGGGAGGGGACACUCAAGCCCCUUUGGGAGGGGACACUCAAGCCCCUUUGGGAGGGGACACUCAAGCCCCUUUGGGAGGGGACACUCAAGCCCCUUUGGGAGGGGACACUCAAGCCCCUUUGGGAGGGGACACUCAAGCCCCUUUGGGAGGGGACACUCAUGCCCCUUUGGGAGGGGACACUCAUGCCCCUUUGGGAGGGGACACUCAUGCCCCUUUGGGAGGGGACACUCAUGCCCCUUUGGGAGAGGACACACACGCCUCCUGGGGAGGAGACGCUCAGAAUGUACGAGAUGAGCCUCAGGUCCCACCGGGUAGUGGUACUCGAGUCCCAUUGAAUGAUGGCAUUUAUAUUCCUGGUGAUGGCUCCAAGGCCCCUUCUGAUGAUGUGCCUCAGAGCUUGUCGGGAGAAAGCUCUCAGAUCCCUUCGAGUGAUGGCUCUUCAGUCAUAUUGGAACAUGGCACUCAAUUUUCAUGGGAAGUUGGCUCUGAGAGCUCUUGGGGCGACACAGUAAAUUCAUUGAGAGACGACACUCCAUCAUUCCUGGGAAGUGAAACUCACAACACUUUAGUAGCAGACCCACAGAGUACUUGGAACACGGGAGAUGGCGACUCGACCAACCCAUGGGGAGAGGAUACUGGUAGUCAGGACUUCCUAGGAGAGGACAGUCACAGAUAUAAGGGAUCAUUUGAACCUCAGGAACCCAGUGGCGAUUAUUUUGGCCAGCCUGGUGUGAGCGACAGUGCUGGGGAGUCAUUCUUCCUUGGACCCGAAGUCCAGAUGUUUCACCAGGAAAGCCCAACUAGCAACGACCAACAGGACGUGCUUUACUUUGCGCUGGAGGACAUCCUAGAGCAGGCCGAGUCCUAUAGCAACGAAAAGGUUCCACGGUUCUUGUCCUAUAUUAAGCCUAUGGAAGCUGGCCAUUCUUUUGACUUUGCAGAAGAGGAGAAUGUCAGGAACCAAUACACUGAGAAUCAUAUUGAAGUUGAGCAGUACUUCGAUCCCCUCUCCUAUGGGAUUAGGAAACGUGGACUUCAUGAGCCUAUGCUUCUUCCUGAGAUGCCCAAGAUUGAGGGCCAAGAAAGCAAGGAGGAUGAGCACAUGUCUAAAGAGAUGAUGGAUCACUUGGGUUUUGAAGUGACCAACCCCUUAGAAGUGAACAAAGGCAAGCUCUACCAGAUGGACAUGCUGAUCCCUAAAGAGCAGAUGGACCACGUCAUGAGGGACCUUGAGACCAACGGCGCCGAGGGCAAGAAAGCCAUUUCGGACAAACGAUACCACUGGCCUGUCGGGCGUGGGGGGUAUCCGCUUGUGCCCUAUACCUUUGAGGACGCAAAGGUAAACCAAGGUAUCUGUCUGAAGGCGAUGAAGGAAUGGAUGAACCACACUUGCGUCAAGUUCGAGGAGGUGGAGCGAGGGACGCGGACACCCCACCUGCAGUUCGUUCAGGGCAAUGGAUGCUUUUCCUUCAUUGGGCGCAUCUGGUUCUAUAAGGGUCAGCACGUCUCCAUUGGGAGGAACUGUGGUACGUACGCAGCCGUGCAUGAGGUAGGUCAUGCCCUGGGCCUCUUCCACGAGCAGUCUCGGCCGGGUCGGGACAAGGAAAUCCGCGUGAACAGCGAAAACAUCCAUAGCAGCUCCUUGUUUAACUUCGAGGCGGUUAAGUUCAACGUCAUCAACAACUAUGGGGUCAAGUAUGAUCUCACUUCCGUUAUGCACUACAGAGCGAAGACCUAUUACAACGGUGGUCUGACCUUGUCCACUAUCAACCCCCUUCACCAAGAACUAGUUGGUACCAUGGCUACUUUGAGUCACAGAGACAAGUUGCUGGUCAAUCGCAUGUACAGAUGUAUAGAUAAGUGGUUAAAAGCAUGUGGAAUGAACACGGACCCUUGCAAGAACGAGGGAUACUUGGGUGUGAACUGUACCUGCAUUUGUCCUCCAGGAACUUGUGGCGAGAACUGCCAAUAUCUGGUGGGGGAUUAUUAUGAUACGUUCCUGUCUGGUUGCUCAGAGAACAUUACCGUCGCCUCAACCAUACAGUCUGUAGAUUUCCCAAAGCAUGUACCAGCAGGCGUGAAAUGCACCAAGUGGAUCAUUCCCCCAGAGUGCCAUCAGGUGGAGCUCACCUUCACCUACUUCUUCAUGUACCCGCGCAUCCAGUGCCAGAACAAACAAAAGUGCUGUUACUGGGAUGGACUGGAAAUCAGGACUAAGAGCCCUUACACAGGCACGUGGUACUGCGGCAGCGAGAUCUCCCCGGGCCGGAAGUUCACCCACUCCAAGAGCAUAAUCCUUUACUACCACGCCACGUCUCGUUUCUCCAGAGGAUGGCAAGCGCAGGUUAGGUUCCUCCCAAUAGCAGGAUGCAAGAAGCAAGGAAAAGCUGGCACAGAGAAGCCCAGCCUGCCCGAAGAACUGACCAGGACGGUGUUCAAUACGAUGACCAUCUUUUCCUUGAACACCGCUGUGAACGAGUUUCUCCCGCCCAAAGGAGACCCGGGGAAGUGUGGUCUCCAAGAGGACUUCGGAAACGUGCACUGGAACUCGCCUCUUUAUGGCUUCGAAAAGUAUCCGCGGAACUUCUCGUGUUUUUUCACCGUGGUUCCUAACUUCCCGGUCGCAGUCAAUGUGAAGUUUGACUACUUCAAACUGCAGCCCAGGAUCAGAGAGGCGUGUGUGGACAGUGUCGACUUAGUAGAACCCUUCAGCCAAGAAAAGAAGUUUUGUGGAUCCCAGACAAGCGAGAUGCUCCUUCCCAGCAGUGCCUUCACAGCAAGAUUCGCCUCCGACAAGAACUACAGUUAUCAAGGCUUCAACAUCACUUUCGAGUCCCUGAGCGAUUCGGCUUGCCAUAAGAUUCUAAAUGUAGCUGCAGGAGAGACAGGAAUGAUCACCACGCCAAACUACCCUGGUCUCCAUGGACGAAAGUGCGUGUGCGAGUGGUGGAUCAUUGCUCCCACAAACAAGAAGAUCAAGAUUUUAAUCGCGGGUAAAAGGAUCGGGCGAUGUCAUGAAAAUUACCUCGUGGUGGAUCUUCAGGGAACCCGGAGUUACUACCGGCCGUUAAGCUCAAGAGUCUGCGGAGAAAAUAAUCUGCCCGUCUCCCUCCUCUCGUCUGGCAACGAGUUGAACGUGGUGUAUAAAUCCAUGAGGAAUUCUAAAGGCUUCAUAUUCAGUUUGAGGUUAUUUGACUUUUCACGUUAAAUUUUUAUGGCAUUAUAAUUGUAUAAAUAAUUAGUUUUUACAUUAUCGUUUUAUCUAUUUAUUGUUCAUAGGCGUUGUGUGAAUGUUGCAGAUCUUUGAUCCUAACGGUUGUAUAAUUGAUAUUAUAAUUAAUACUGUGUAAAAAAAAUAACUUUUAUAUUGUACUAUUUUUUAUCGAAACUGAUGGUCUAGAAUAUUUGUUUUACCUUUUUUGCAAUAAUAAUGCUUUCAUAAUUC